AUGACGUUCAAGUCUCUUGCCGCCGUGUCGGCCCUGUCACUCUUUGCAUCGUCUGCUAUUGCUGUCGAUGCCAGUCUGAAGAAUAAUGUUGCUGUCUACUAUGGACAAGGUAAUAACCAGCCCCGGCUCAAGCAUUUCUGUGAACAGACCACUUCGGACAUCAUCAACAUCGGGUUCAUUAAUCAGUUCCCCCAACAUGUGGGCGACUUCCCUGGUUCCAACUUUGCCAAUCAGUGUGAUGGCGCCUUUUUCCCCGGUACCGAACUGCUUAGUGGCUGCCACCAGAUCUGGCAGGAUAUCCCCAGCUGCAAGGCUGCCGGCAAGACAGUCCUGCUGUCCAUCGGGGGUGGUAGUGCCACAUCCCAGUCUCUCCCAGACGAUGCCACCGGUGAAUGGUUUGCGGAUUUCCUGUGGUACUCCUUCGGUCCUUACAAUUCAGUUCUUUCUUCAUUGGGUUGGACCGAUACCAUGCUUGGCCUACUUUACCCUCGUCCAUUCCUCACCGCCUCAGUUGAUGGAUUUGACUUUGAUAUCGAGUACAACGGAGGAGUUGGAUACGCUGCCAUGAUCAAUCGUCUGCGGGAGCAUUACGCCACGAGCACCGAGCAAACAUACUACAUCUCCGGUGCUCCCCAGUGCCCCAUCCCCGAUGCUCAGCUCAGCGACGCCAUUGCCAAUUCGUACUUUGAUUUCCUCUGGGUUCAGUUUUACAAUACCCAGGGUUGUUCUGCUGCGGACUAUGUCCAUGGGACCGGCAAGUUCAACUUCGAUGACUGGGUUGGUGUCAUCGAGAAGAGCGCCAACCCCAAUACUAAGCUGUUCAUCGGUCUUCCCGCUUCCGAGGCUGCCGCUAACGCUGGAUUCUACCUGACCCCCGACGAGGUGAAGCCCCUCGUCAAGACCUACAUGGACAAGCACCCCAAGCACUUCGGUGGUAUUAUGCUUUGGGAGGCCACCGCCGGUGACAACAAUGUCAUCGAUGGAGAAACAUACAGUGAGCACAUCAAGGAGAUUCUGUACGAUUGCGCUCCUCUCCCUGUCACAUCUACGACCGUUACCCCAACCCAUUCCUCAACUGUGCCUCCUGUUUCGUCUUCGACUGUCCCACCUUCCACCACUUCCACCGCGGUCGCUUCUUCCACCUCGGUUGCUUCUUCCACGUCGGUUGCUUCUUCCAGCACCGCCGCUCCUUCCAGCUCCGUUGCUUCGUCCACCUCUGUCUCCGCUUCUUCCACCUCGGUUGCUUCUUCCACGUCGGUUGCUUCUUCCACCUCGGUUGCUUCUUCCACCUCGGUUGCUUCUUCCACCUCGGUUGCUUCUUCCACGUCGGUUGCUUCUUCCACGUCGGUUGCUUCUUCCACGUCGGUUGCUUCUUCCACGUCGGUUGCUUCUUCCAGCACCGCCGCUCCUUCCAGCGAGUCUCCUUCCAGCGUCCCUAUCAGCUCUGUGACUGCUAGUCCUUCCGCUUCAUCUGGACACCCCUCCGCCACUGGAAAGCCCACCCACAGCUCGCAUGGCCACGGACACGGACAUGGACACGGCUCCCACACACACACCCACGCCCAUACCGUCACUGUUCCAAGCUCCACUCCCCUCACCUCGGGCCACUCCUCUAGCACCGCCACUGUCUCUUCUGCGAUCGAGUCUGGCGCCUCUUCUUCCACUAGCGAAGGCACCAUCUCGACCGGUGUCCCGUCUUCCAGCGACGAGACUACUGGAAGCUCCAAGCCUACCGGUGACAACACCACAGGCGGCUCUAAGCCUACUGGCGACAACACUACCGGAGGCUCCAAGUCUACUGGCAGUGAGACCACCACGGCCCCCGCUGGUAUCACCGCCACUCCCUCCGUCACUGGCUCGCCUUCCUCUUUGGCUCCGGGUACCACCACAACCAUCAUCGUGACCUCCUACGUUGAUAUUUGCCCAACUGGCUUCACCACCAUCACCACCACCAUUACCAAGACCUGGUGUCCUGGUGACUCACCCGCCACUCCCACCGCCACUGGCACCGCCGGGAUCACCGCCCCUACUUCCGGCCCUGCCACUUCCACUGCCGACAUCCCUGAAGGCUGGACUACUACCGUCACUGUCUGCACCCACUGCGCCGCUACCCCUACUACCGUGACCCUCACCAAGCCCGUUGCUACUGCUACCACUACUACCGAGGCUGUGUCGCAGCACACUGCCCCUUCGGUGCCUGAGGGAUACACCACCACUGACGCCUUCUGCAAGUACUGUGGCCCUACCGGUAGCACCGUAACCCUGACCAUCCCGGCCCCCACCGCUACUGCCAUUGUUCCUGGUGCUGGCUCCGGCUCUGGCUCCGGUUCCUCUGGAAACGGUGAGGGCUCUGGCGCUGGCUCUACCCCUGGCUUUGGUCCCGGCUCCUCUGGAAACAGUGAAGGCUCAGGCUCAGGCUCUGGAUCUACCGGCGAGGCUACAGUGCCUGGCGUCGCCCCCGUGGUGCCAUCUCCUUCCUCCAAGCCCGUCCCCAACAAUGGAGCCGGAGGCUUCCACGCUGGCAGACCGUCGUCCAGCAUCGUGUUCCACCCCUCGCCCUCGCGCACUGCCGUCACAACCACCGUCACGGGUACAACCGCAGAGCCCACCAGCAACCCCGUGGGCGUCUCCCCGGUCUACCCCGGUGCGGCCUCACGCUCCAACGUGGCCGGCCUCUUCGGUGGCGUCCUCGCCGUCGCCCUUUCGAUGUUCAUGAUUCUGUGA
Molecule: messenger RNA, 2724 nt
Organism: Penicillium verrucosum
Lineage: Eukaryota; Fungi; Ascomycota; Eurotiomycetes; Eurotiales; Aspergillaceae
Gene: chiA1
Product: class III chitinase ChiA1
Exons: 2
Coding region: 1-2724 (907 amino acids)
Biological process (GO): carbohydrate metabolic process
Cellular component (GO): extracellular region
Molecular function (GO): chitinase activity
Source: RefSeq, a predicted model, not a curated record